UUGACAGAACGUUAGUGCAAAUGAACGUAGAAACGAAAUAGAUGGCAGCAGCCGGCGCAUAAUCAGGAUAAGGAUGGCGGCACUGUAUUGAUUGUUAAGACGACCCAACCGAACGUAUAAGUACACGAUAAACAAAGUCCUCCUGAAUUGAAACGCAUUAAAUUUUCUUACUGCUCGAAUAUUAAUUACGUUCCUGUAUUAAAGCUGCGACCAUGUCAAUGAGACCGGACGAUCAUAGACGAAAAUGGAACAGGGAAGAGUACGAACGAAUAGCGCUUCAACGGCUCCAGGAUGAAAUCGCCGAAGAGGAAUUGGGUAUCCCUAAGCAGCCAGCAGUAAAAAGGGAAUUACUUAAACAAAGAGAUUAUAAGGUCGAUUUAGAAUCAAAAUUAGGAAAAAGCGUUGUUAUUAAUAAAAAUACUCCGUCUUCGCAAACAGGAGGUUAUUAUUGUAAUGUGUGCGAUUGCGUUGUCAAGGAUUCUAUCAAUUUCUUAGAUCAUAUUAAUGGAACGAAACAUCAGCGUAAUUUGGGUAUGUCCAUGAAGAUAGAGCGUUCGACGUUAGAACAAGUUAAGGCUAGAUUUGCUUUAAAUAAAAAGAAAUUAGAGGAAAAGAAGAAGGAUUAUGAUUUGGAGCAAAGAGUGAAGGAAUUAAAAGAAGAGGAAGAAAAAAUUAAAGAGUAUAGAAAAGAAAAAAGAAAAGAUAAAAAGAGGAAGUUGGACGAAGUAGAGGAGGAUGAUGCUGGACCAUCGGAUGAAAUGGCCGCUAUUAUGGGCUUUUCUGGAUUUGGCUCCAAAAAAAAGUGAUGAUGACUUUGACCCGGACAUUCGUGAAAAAAAUGUCUUAGUAUAAUUUCUCAGGGCGCGCUGCAGUGUCUAUCAUCUGUGGCGCACUAUUGGGAAAAGCAUUUAUCGACUAUUUGACAAAAAGUAAUAAUCGGAUGAAAUUUGGUAAAAUUACAUCGUAAGCUUUAGUUUCCAAUCGUUAGUAAUAUUUUGUAUGGAAAAUGAGAGAAAAAGUAUCGACACGAUUAAAGAAAGAAAAAGAUGAACAAUUAUAGUGAAAAUUAUCUUUUCUCACAAGUACAAGAAAUGAUUUCUAUGUAUGUUUCUAUAUAGACAGAAGAUCAAUGGAUAAAUGAAGUAUUUAUUUUAUAUAAUAAUCGGCAAUACCAUAAUGAUAUGAUGCCGGAUAUGCGGUAGUUAAGGUGCGCAGUAAACUAAUUUUAUUCCCGAAGGAGGGCGAAAAAAAUGGAAAAGAAAUGAUUACUGUACGUUGAAAUAAUUUUAUAUCGAGAUUUGAACACGUUCGUUAACCGUAACUAUCCGUUUGCCGAUCGGUAAUGUCGGAAACGCAGGAAACGGAGGUGUUUGAUAUCAAAGAGAUUGGUAUAGAAUGAAAGCGCGUUGGAAUAAAAAUGAAAAGAAUAUA
This is a messenger RNA of Vespa mandarinia (Asian giant hornet), 1431 nucleotides long. RefSeq names its product zinc finger matrin-type protein 2. Gene Ontology annotation, biological process: mRNA splicing, via spliceosome. Gene Ontology annotation, cellular component: spliceosomal complex; U4/U6 x U5 tri-snRNP complex. Lineage: Eukaryota; Metazoa; Arthropoda; Insecta; Hymenoptera; Vespidae. Gene Ontology annotation, molecular function: zinc ion binding; nucleic acid binding. The record is from RefSeq and is a predicted model, not a curated record.